AUGGCCGAAGUAAAACCCCCAACCGCACCACGAAAGCGAGGACGUCCACGAACCAACGUUGAUGAGCAUGUCCCAGAGAAACGUCGCCAACAGCUCCGCGAAGCUCAGCAGACCUACCGCCGGCGGAAGGAGACUACGAUCAAUACUCUACAGGCGCGCGUACAAGAGCUCGAAUCUGGUAUCGAGGAGCUGAGCCAGUCAUUUCUCUCCUUCAGUACUCUGCUCUUGAGCGAGAAUCUUCUGGAUGGCCGUCCGCGCAUUACCUCAGCUCUACAGUCAAUUACUCAACAAUGCGUGUCGCUGGCCAAACAAGGCAGUUCUGAUACUGAACAGAGCGUUGCCGAGGAUAAAGAGAAGACCUCGAAUCCAUCUAGUUCAGUAGAGAAGGUCAAUCUGGAAUUUGACAUGGAGAUUGCGCGCCACGAUCCUGUUUUGUAUUCAGGCAAUACAACUCCGUCUUUGACGUCGCUCGCCUCAUGGACGAAUAUGUCAUUACCGCGUACACCGCCAUCUCACGAUCAAGCACUUCCGUUUGAUUUCACCUUUUCGGGAUCUAUGGGACCACUUACUUCACUCCCAAGUCCACCAAUUACCAUAUCGCCUAGCGAUAUAGCGAAAGAAGGACGGUUCACUCUCUCGCAGCGCAUCGUGCUACAGUGUUGCCGCAACGGCUACAAAUUACUCGUUCAUUCGCCUGAUAAUUCCGCGAGAAUACGUCAGGUUUUCGGAGGACCAGUAACCGAACCAGAACGUGCUAGGCUGGUAUCAUGGUUUUAUAAUGCUAUGAAUGAUGAUUAUGGUGACAUGCUUGAGUCUAGGACGACAGUUCUUAGUCCCAUGUACCCGAAAAAACUCAGUUACUCAGCAGAACAGCUUGCCCAGUCGUCCAGGUCAUGGCAGCUGGUGUAUGAGGGUGGGGGUGAUUGGCUCGAUGCCAAUGGGGUACACAGACUGUUACUGGAGAAGGGAAUUGAUAUCCAGCCCGACGGCUCUCCGAACUCGGUGUUUCGAAUGAAUUCUUCUUUAUUAUUUGAUGUGUCUUCUUUUGUAAAACUCCUCGCCGGGAAUUGCGUUUGCGUUGGUAAUGGACCAGCAUUUAAGAAAACUACUGUCGAGAAGGUAUUACUGCUCGCCACUUCUACUGACCCGUGGGCAUAUGAUAGUUCAAUUGAUGUACCCGGAUUUAAUUUUUAA
Messenger RNA from Penicillium odoratum, 1194 nucleotides. Its product is annotated as bZIP transcription factor. Bases 1 to 1194 code for a protein of 397 amino acids. Gene Ontology annotation, molecular function: DNA-binding transcription factor activity. Gene Ontology annotation, biological process: regulation of DNA-templated transcription. The record is from RefSeq and is a predicted model, not a curated record. The transcript is spliced from 3 exons. Lineage: Eukaryota; Fungi; Ascomycota; Eurotiomycetes; Eurotiales; Aspergillaceae.